Molecule: messenger RNA, 2022 nt
Organism: Phlebotomus papatasi
Lineage: Eukaryota; Metazoa; Arthropoda; Insecta; Diptera; Psychodidae
Product: juvenile hormone esterase-like
Exons: 6
Coding region: 44-1765 (573 amino acids)
Source: RefSeq, a predicted model, not a curated record
AAUAAGAAGCAGUCAGUCUGUCUAAUAGUUGCAAAAGGGAAAGAUGCGCCUUUACAAAACGAAAAGUUUCAGUAGUGAAGUUCUUCUAUUCCUUUUGAUAUUCUACAUCCAUCGUAUUUGUGAAGGUAGAAUUUCGGAUUCACUCAAAAUAACGUUGCCUCAUGGAGGAGGAAUUAUUGGACGAUAUUUGAGAUCCUUUCGGGGACAUGGAAUUCGCGCCUUUAUGGGAAUUCCAUAUGCUGAACCACCAGUUGGAAAUUUGAGGUUCAGCAAUCCGGUUCCCAAAAGUCCCUGGAGUGGCUAUUUAGAGACUGUAUCCAAUGAAGUAAUGUGUCCUCAAUUUGAUACCAUGAGACACAACGCACAUGUUGGAAAAGAGGACUGUUUGUAUUUAAACGUCUAUGUUCCUCAAUUUCCAAACAGAACCGACCUUUUACCAGUGAUGAUUUUUUUCCACGGCGGAGCUUUUAAGCACGGCUCAUCGUUUUAUUAUUCUCCUGAUUUUUUAUUGGAUCACGAUGUCAUAUUGCUUGUGGGAAACUAUCGCUUAGGUGCUCUAGGCUUCUUAUCUACAAACACGAGUGACAGUCCCGGGAACUUUGGCUUGAAAGAUCAAGUAGAAAUACUUAAAUGGGUUCAAGAGAAUAUUGGUGUUUUUGGUGGAAAUCGAGAUCAAGUGACGAUUUUUGGAGAAAGUGCUGGAUCGGCUUCAGUGACAUAUCUGAUGUCAUAUCCUGCAUCCAAAGGAUUAUUUCAUAAAGCCAUUGCCCAGAGUGGAACACUAUAUGCACCAUGGGCUUUUGCAAAUACGAGUGAAUCUCUUGCGGUAACUUUGCGACUAGCACAUGGCUUGAGGUGUGAAAGAGGCCGUCAUCACAAUUGGAGUAGAUUAGUUGAAUGUUUACGACACAAAACAGUUGAAAAUAUUUUAGAGGUGUCUUCAACAUUGUCCAAAUGGAUGGGAAUGCCCUUAGUAGUAUUUCCACCAUCUGUGGAGAAGGAUCGCGAAGGAGCCUUCUUAACACAACAUUCUGAGAGUUUACGAGAGAAUCAUGGCUCAAAGAUUCCUCUAUUAAUUGGAUUAACAAGUGAUGAGGGUGCUUUCGUAUCAGCGCCUAUUUUAGGUAAACCGCGAAUUGUGCAGGAACUACAUGAAAGAUGGGAUCAAAUCCUUUCACAUUUACUUUUCUAUGAUACUUUUAACAAUACAAAAAAGGAGGAAAUUACAGCAGCAAUAAAUGAUUUCUAUUUUGAGGGUAAAAAGGGAAGGUCAGCGAUUGAAAUGAGACAAAAUUUUACAAAUCUUUUUACAGAUUUUAUCAUUCUCAAAGGACUGAAUAAGUUUCUAGAGAGGCGAUUCCAAGAAGGUAUAGAAUCCGCCGAUACAUUUGUCUACCUUUUUUCCCAUCGUGGCGAAGGAAGCUACAGUGAUGUAAUAGCAGGACCUGAUAGUAUGGAUUAUGGUGUUUCCCAUGGUGAUGAUCUCAUCUAUUUAUUUCCUCUGUUGGAUAAACCCGUCUUUAGGGCUGCCCCAAGUAAAGAGGAUAUUUUCAUGCAGGAAACAUUGGUGAAAUUGUGGGUGAAUUUCGCUACUUCAGGAAAUCCAACCCCUGUGGAGAAUGUGGACAUCAAUUGGAUGCCAGCCCACAAAUUUCCUCUCGAUUACUUGCGAAUAGGCAAUUACAAGAAUCCAAAUCAAACAGUAUUCAACAUGGAGAGAAAUUUGUGGCAAGAAAGGGGUGAAUUUGUAGAGGGUAUCUAUUGAAAUAGAUAAAUCAAAUAAAUGUUAAUGUGAAUUGGUAUUGUGGCCGCAAUCAAAAUAGAGUAUCUAAACUUUAAAUCACUUUGUACCCCAACGAUUAUCCAAAUACGCUCAGUUUAAGAUUGAAAAUUGCAUUCAAUGGACCGCAUACAAAUUUAUGUUCAAAGUUCAUGUUAAAAGUCAUUGAGACGAAAAUCAUUGUUUAAAUGAUUUUACUAUAAUUUGUUAGUCUAAAUACAAAGCUUUCCUUUAAGUAUCAA